Molecule: messenger RNA, 8409 nt
Organism: Carassius gibelio (silver crucian carp)
Lineage: Eukaryota; Metazoa; Chordata; Actinopteri; Cypriniformes; Cyprinidae
Product: microtubule-associated protein 1B-like
Exons: 7
Coding region: 62-6187 (2041 amino acids)
Biological process (GO): dendrite development; microtubule cytoskeleton organization; axonogenesis
Cellular component (GO): microtubule associated complex; microtubule; synapse
Molecular function (GO): microtubule binding; actin binding
Source: RefSeq, a predicted model, not a curated record
AGACAGACAGAGUGAGCGAGUGUGUGUGAGUGAGUGAGUGAGUGAGUGAGUGUCUGAGAGAAUGGCGACGCUAGUUGGUCCAGUAGAAACUCCUGCACCCUUCGGAGGUGUCAGUUGCAUCAAGAACAUGGCAUCACCCACGGCCUCGACACAUCACUUCGACGAGAGCAAAUAUUACCUGCUCGUGGUCAUUGGGGAGCUGGUCACCGACGAGCAUCUGAAGUGUGCCAUUGCGGACAUUGAGAAAGGAAUUCGUUCAUGGGACACAAACCUGAUUGACUGUAACCUAGACCAGGAGCUGAAGCUUUUUGUUUCACGACACUCUGCCAGGUUUUCAGCCGACGUGAGAGGACAAAAGAGUCUGCAUCACAAAAGUAAUGUUUUGGAGACAGUAGUGCUCAUCAACCCUUCAGAUGAAGCUGUUAGCACUGAGGUACGUGUUAUGGUCUCAGACAAAGCCCACCAUAAGCUGCUUCUCCUAGCAGGACAGUGUUUUGAAAAUACAGGCGAGCUGAUUCUCCAGUCAGGCUCCUUUUCUCUCUCCAAUUUCAUUGACAUUUUUACAGAUCAAGAGAUUGGAGAGCUUCUAAGCACCAUACAUCCAGCCAACAAAGCCAGUUUAACUCUUUUCUGUCCCGAGCAUGGUGACUGGAAAAAUUCAAACCUGGAUAAACACAACUUGCAGGACUUCAUCCACAUGAAGCUAAACAACCCAACCAUCCUUCCAGAAAUGGAAGGUCUUUCUGAAUUCACAGAGUACUUGUCAGAAUCUGUAGAAAUCCCAUCCUCAUUUGAUAUGCUUGAACCCCCAACUUCAGGUGGGUUCCUAAAAUUAUCCAAACCAUGCUGUUAUAUUUUCCCUGGUGGACGUGGUGAUUCAGCACUGUUUGCAGUUAACGGCUUCAACAUGCUGAUUAACGGUGGAUCUGAUAGAAAAUCAUGUUUUUGGAAGCUGGUACGACAUCUGGACAGAGUGGAUUCUGUUCUCCUUACACACAUUGGAGAUGACAACCUUCCUGGUAUCAAUAGCAUGCUGCAGCGCAAAAUAGCUGAACUUGAGGAGGAACAGUCACAGGGAUCCACAGCUAACAGUGACUGGACAAAGAAUAUGAUCUCACCUGAUAUUGGGGUUAUGUUUGUCAACAUGCCCCAGAACCUAGAAAACCUUGAGCCAAACUACAGGGUUAGGAGAAAUGCUGAGGAGGCAUCUCUCACGCUGCAGUACCUAAACAAGCUGUCUUUAAAGCCUGAACCUCUGCAUAGGAAUACUGGAAAUACAGCAGAACCAAUUAUACUUUUCCAGAAAAUGGGGGUCGGAAAGCUUGAAAUGUAUGUUCUUAACCCAGCUGAGAAUAGCAAGGAGUUGCAGUACUUCCUGAAAGAAUGGACUGGUAGUGAUAAAGACAAAGCCGCCAUCUUGUUACCUAAUGGAAAAGAAUCAGAGCUUCCAAUCUCAUAUUUGUCUUCCAUCUCAUCACUGAUUGUGUGGCAUCCUGCUAACCCAUCAGAAAAAAUAAUCCGUGUUCUCUUUUCAGGCAAUUCCACUCAGAAUAAUAUUCUGGAAGGCCUAGAAAAACUUAAACACUUAGACUUCCUCAAACAUCCCUUGAUCACACAGAAGGAGCUUAAUUCAAAUUUAGCACCAUCACUGAAACAAGCUAAGAUGAAACACAAGACAGAUAGUAAAGAGAGCCUGAAGUCCACAUCAAAACCAUCCCCAAGCAAAAAUCUCCACAAAGAGUCCAAAGAAGAAUCUCUUGAAAAACUAAAAACCUUAAGUAAAACUGACACUGUGGAAGCUCAAGAGCCAACACAAAAAACAGAGAAGAAAGAAAAAACACUUGUAAAAAAAGUGAAAACAGGGGAUAAGGACAUUAAAAUCAAGACUGAGCAACCACCCAAAAUCGACACUCCAGAGAAAAAGAAAGUUGACAUUAAACCAAAAACAAUAAAGAAAGAAACAAAGAAAUCAGUGGAAAAAAGUGAAGUUAGUAAAAAGGCUGAAAAACCCACACCCAAGAAAGAAGAAAAGGCCAAAAAAGAAGAGAUGGUGAAGAAAGAGGUGGUGAAGAAAGAGGAGGUCAAGAAGGAAAUUAAAAGACGAGACAUUAAGAAAGAUUCCUUAUUAAAGGAGAGCAGAAAGGAUGAAAAGAAAGAAACUCAAAAAGAUGAAAAAGAACCUAAGAAAGAUUUGAGGAAAGCCGGUAGCUUGAAAAAGAAUGCCCCUAGCACACCUGAGGUGAAAAAACCGGCACCUAAACCAAUGGUUGCAGCACGUGGCAAGGGCCCUGGUAGUCUCGUAAAAUCCAAAGAAAAGUCUAAGCCCAAACCCACCAAAAAAGAUGCUGGCGAAUCAAUGGAAGCACCUUCUGUCUCAAGUGCUACUGGUAAAGAACCUGCUGUUGAAACCAGUGUAACAGAUGCAGUUGCAGUUGUUGAGGAAGAGAGGUCACUGAUGUCUUCUCCAGAAGACCUCACUAAAGACUUUGAGGCUCUGAAAGCAGAGGAGAUUGUUGAAGAUGAUGAAAUCCUAUCACAGACCAAAAUAGAUGAUUCUGAUCAAGGAGAGUUGAUUAAGCAUGAAGAAAUAACUCCUUGCAAAGAGUCUCCAGAAGCAGCAGAGUCCCUGGAUGAAGGAAUAGCAACCACAGAAGCUGAGGAGGAAUGUGCUGGUACUCCAGGAGAUCUUGAACCAAAUCAAAAAAGCAAUGGUACCAGUGAAAAAUUUGAAGAUGAAGGAACAGGGUUGGAAGAGUCAUCUGAGAUUGGAGACUAUGAGGAAAAGGGAGAUACAGAGGAAGUGGAUGAGCAAGAUAGAGUAAUAUCUAAGUUAAAAGAUGACAGAGAGCAAGAAGAGCAGGAAACCAAGGAAGGAUCAGAUUAUGGUGCAGAAGAACCACAAUAUAGACAUGACAAAGAAAUAGAGUUGCAGAGUUUUGUUGUAACCACACCACCAAAGGUCUCUGAACCAGUAUCUCCUGCUGUUUCUAUUCAUGAUGAAACCCUACCAAUGGGUUCAGAAAGUGAGGUUGUCUCUGAUGAUGAAAAUCGAGAUGAGCCACCAGAAGAAUACACAACAUCUGGACACACUCAAUCUACAAUUGAGAUCUCAAGUGUCCCAACACCUAUGGAUGAAAUGUCUACUCCAAGAGAUGUAAUGAGUGAUGAGACAAUUAAUGAUGAAAGUGAUUCUCCCUCCCAAGAUUUAGUUAAGUACGGUAUGACUACAGAUUAUGAGAGAAAGAACCUUUCACCUCUCCAAGACCUACCUGAAUUAGAUCACUCCAAGAGCGAUGCCACUGAGGGUCAUGACUAUCAUGCAUCAGCUUCGACCAUUUCACCACCAUCUUCACUGGAGGAAGACAAAUCUGCCAAGGAGUUUUUAGCAAAAGACAAAUUCUCUUUUGAUUUAAACCAGUUCAGUGCUUCCACUACAACUUUGCCUUUUGUCAGGUCACCUUCUGUUGACCAAAAUGUGAAUGUUGACCAUGUUCAUGCAGGUGUAUCUUCACCAAUUGAACUGGGAACCACAUUAGCUGGGAUGUCAAAAGGAAUGGAAUCAUACAGUCCAGAUGAGAAAACCUUAGAGGGCCCUUUAUCUCCUCAGUCCUCAGGUCACACACCUUACUACCAAUCCCCAGUGGAGGAGAAAGCUGGCACUCUACCAUCAGACAAAACACCUGAGCCCCAGGGUCCUAUUAUUGUUGACAUCACAAGUGACAAGGAAUAUUCUCCCAGAGAAGCUAGUCCUAUUGAUGAAGCAGUACCUGUGUCACAAAUGGGAAAGAAGCAAUCACCAAGUUAUGAAGCACAUUUAUCAACCACUCUUGAGGUUAACCACAAGACCCCAAGCCAAACUGACAAUAAUGAUAAAAAGUUAGCAACUGAUGACAGCUCUUCAGUUACAUCUUUGCCACCAGCUAAAGUAGAAAGCCUUUCUGAUACAAAUCCUUUCACAACAUUUAAAGAGGACAGCAAAAUGUCCAUAUCUGAGGGGACCACAUCUGGCACUCCAGUUGAUGAAGUUGUUGCAGAGGACAAAUUUUUUCAGAUUGCCUCUGCCUCAACAGCGUUAUUUGCAACAAGUUCUUUACCAGAACCUACAACAGAUCUCCAUGCUGAAGUUAGCUCCCCACAUUCCACAGAAGUGGAAGACUCUCUCUCUGUCUCUGUUGUUCAGACUCCGACCACAAUGCAAGAAGCAGAAGUUUCCCCAUCUAAGGAGGACAGUACCCGACCUAUGUCAAUCUCCCCUGAUGUUUCCCCUAAAACAGCAAAAUUGAGAAUGCCACAACAGGAAACAAAAUCCCCUGAGCAGUCAUUGUCAGUUGAGUGUAGACAAGAAUCCCCAGAACACUCAUUUGUAUUGGAUUUCAGCAAGCAGUCACCAGAUCAUCCAUUUGUAAGAGGAAUGCAGCAUACAGCCACUGAAAAUGGUCCAACAGAAGUUGAUUACAUCCCCUUGGAUGGAACCAAUCUCAUGGGAGAACAAUGCAGACCUAGGGAAGAUGGGGACAAGGCAGUGCUUUUCAGAGAGUCCGAUAGUACCCAGGUUGCUUCUGUUUCCCCAUCAGAUGCCUCUCUGUCCACCCCAUCAGUUACAACACCCUGCCAAAUUACAGAGCCAAGAGAAGUUUCUUCAAUUGUAGGACAUUUCUCAGAGUCUGUUACUCCAAAACAGUCACCCCACAAUCACUCUCCUUUAUCUCCUGACUCAUUGCUUGUUCUAGGCGUACCAAGCACCUCACAUGAAGGAACAGAUAAAGAUAAACCUAGUUCCAGCUCAUAUUAUGAAGAAACUCGUAUGGAUAAAAUAGAGGAUAGACUAAAUCUGGAGAAGACUCUUCCAAAGGCCAGGUCACCCUCAUCUCCUAUAGUGCCAUCUUGUUUUUCUCCAAAGACAGAAGAGCUUACACCUGGCUUAGGGACAAAUCCCUUCACAGCCUCAAAAUCCCCCACCAGUCCCAAAAUUUCAUCUCCAGCUCAACAUGAUCAUACUUCCAAUCAGAUAGACACUCAAGAGAAGUUUUCCAGCAGCUCCACGUCAUAUUCCUAUAGCUGUCAAUAUGGAGAAUCUACAAAAAAUUGUGAUGGCGGGUCCAUAGGGCCAGAUACCUCAAAACAAAGCCCACCUGAGUCACGAUCAGAUGUGGAUUUGUGUUUGGUGACCUCCUGUGAAUACAGACAUCCAAAGACAGAGCUUUCUCCAUCCUUUAUAAACCCCAGUCCUCUUGAGUACUUCAUGAAUGAGGAACAUCCUUUGGAGGAGGAAAAGCCACUUGCUAGGUCUGGAGGAGGACCACCGCCACCUGGAGGGAAACAGCAAAGCAAGCAAUGUGAGGAAACUCCUCCAACUUCUGUAAGUGAAUCAGCGCCUUCUCAAACAGACUCAGAUGUUCCUCCUGGCACAGAGGAGUGCCCAUCAAUAACUGCAGAUGCAAAUAUUGACUCUGAGGAUGACUCAGAAACACUACCAACAGAUAGGACUGUCACUUAUCGUCAUGCAGACCCACCUCCAGUCAUGCCCAGAGACCCCGCUCCUGCCGCUCCACAUCCUGAUGUCUGCAUGGUGGAUCCUGAGGUCCUUAAGGCUGAAGAGGCAUCCCAAAAAGAUGAAAGAGGGAAGCCAAAAAAGAACAUCAGCAGCAAGACUAAGUCAUCUGCAACAAAGAGCUUGUCAAAAACAAGUGCAAUGAAAGAGUCUAAAGUGUCCUCUCCAAAAAAGACUACAGAAGAUAAAGAUGCCAAAAAUGCUACUAAUACAUCCGCAUCAAGGGGAGUGAAAAGCAGUACUUCAGGAAGCACUAAGUCCAGCAGUGGAACAUCAGUACCCAACUGUCCUCCAAUGUAUAUGGACCUAGUUUACAUACCAAAUCACUGCAAUGCCAAGAACGUGGAUGCUGAGUUCUUUAAACGGAUCCGAUCCUCCUACUAUGUAGUCAGUGGUAAUGAUCCAACAGCACAGGAGCCUAGUAAGGCAGUUCUGGAUGCUCUGCUGGAAGGAAAGAGCCAAUGGGGAAAUAAUAUGCAGGUUACACUGAUUCCAACCCAUGAUACAGAAGUUAUGAGGGAGUGGUACCAGGAAACCCAUGAGAAGCAGCAAGAUUUGAACAUCAUGGUUUUGGCAAGCAGCAGCACUGUGGUCAUGCAAGAUGAGUCUUUCCCUGCAUGUAAGAUAGAGCUGUGAUUAUCAUGAUCUAGAUGUGGUAGAGGUUGGAUGUUAGACAGCUAACAAAUGAAAAUCUUAGUGCACACAUUCACAAAAGAAAAUGUUUUGGAUCACUUUCCACAUACUCAAUAGAGGAAUCAGUGAAAAUGUUUCUCAGUAAAAUUGUCUAAUACUUUUUGAGGUCUCAGGUUGUGAAAAAAGGUUGGAUAGACACUGUUGACCACACAAAGACCAAUUUUUGUUUGAAUCAGACCUCCUUAACCACACAAACAACCAGCAGAAGCUAAACUAAACUAAACAACUGACUAAAUGCACACAGGAGUCGGUGGAUGAACACUGUACUGAGCAGCUCCAAUAAAACUGAACAAACUACAAAUGUAUUUAUUUACAAACACAUAAAUGGAUCACUGAAAAAUAACUCCUUAUUUUAAUGUUUACACCAAAGUUUGAGGGAUUGUUUUAAUGCCUUAUUAAAUUAAACUGAAUGUACAACAAAUAUAAUGCACUUAAUAUGAGAACAAUUAAAUGGUAUGUAUGAUCCACGGCUAAAUAAAUAUAUAAUAGGAUGCAAAAGCUACAUUAAAGAUCAUAUUCCAGCUGCACUGAGUUGCAUAAAACAUGAAUGUGAAGCUUGCUACCUUUGCAAUUAAAUGCAAAAUAGAAUAUUUAAAAGACUCUCUUAAGAAAAAAAAUUAAUUAAUUAUAUGCCCAUUAUUAGUUUGAAAUUUCAUGAAUUUUACACCAGCCUUUUUAAUAGAGUAAAAUAUUAAAUGUUUGAACUCUUUAAAAAAAUGUUAUUCAUCAAUUUGUACUAGUUAAUAUUAGCAUUUAUUUAUGUAAAUGUUUUUAUCUGAGCAAUGCACUUGUUAUAUUUAUUUGCUUUACUUAAUGCCUAAAUUAUUUAUAACAGAAACAUUUGCAUUCUUGGCAUUCCUAUUAAGUUAAUCAUGAAAAGAGAUCUCUAAAAUGCAAAACUCUUGUCGACUCAGUUGUCAAAGUUCAACAUUUGUGUUUUCUUCUCUAACUCCAAAUGGGGUUAAUUAUCCUUUUUAACUGAACAUUUCACUCAAUGUUGAGAGCUCUUCUGUAUGCACUGUUCAUCCAAAUCUUAUCCGUCUAAGAACUGUAUUUUCUUAGCUUGUCAAUGUUGCCAAGAAGAGCCAUCCAGAUUGUGGUACAUUGAAAGUUGAGCAACUGAAAACUUUCCUUUCCUUAGGAGUAUUUAAUAAAAUUUCACUGUACUAUAAUUAUAAAUAGCUUAGUGACGGAGUAAGUGGUGGGAUGAUAUGUGCAUGUGUAAUGUAUUAUCCUUGACAUUUCUCUGUGCUUUCUUUCACUAAGAGGGGAAACUCACUCUUUAGUGCCAACACAUCACUGCAAGGAUAUGACAAUUCAUGAUUGGAAAAUCGUGAACUUGGAUCUGGUUUCAUGUAUCUUAAUGUCACUUUUUUUAAUCAAUAACCAUACAGUCAUGAAAAUACCAUCUCACUGAAAUAUAUUUGAUUCCUAUGACGCUACCACAGGAUACAGAUUUUACAGUUUACCAGAAUCUACUUGACAAUACAGGAUUAUGCUGCUACUGCUUGAAAUAUUUUAGUUACAACAUUAUAACCAACAACAUGUCAACAAAACAAACUACUGAGGAACUUGGUGCCAUUGUGGCCCAACUCUUUUCAACAGCUCAGUGUAAUAGUAAACUUGAUACAUUUAAUAACUCAGAACUGGACGCAUCUAAAUUACAUACUAACAGCAGCAAUGGUUAACAGAUUCUUCUAGCCACAUGCUUCUGAAAAGUGCACUGUUGUUUAUCUGCAAGACAUCUAUUACUAAAUACAACACACACAUCCAGUCUAUCACUCCCCUCUUUGCUCUGAUCCUCUGUAACACUUCACUUUCUCUCAAAUCUUCACAAUCCCUCUCGUUCUUCUCGCUCACCUUGGGGUGCUAGUAAGAAUAUGUCUGCAGUUGUGUAUGAAAUAUAUAUAUAUAUAUAUAUAUAUAUAUAUAUAUAUAUAUAUAUAUAUAUAUAUAUAUAUAUAUAUUCCUUGUGAACUUGCAUCUUUCCUCUAUUUAUUCCUAAUCCCAUAUCUAGAGGAUAGUCUCAAGUGAAAGUAUUAUCCAGUGCUUUUUCUGUUGUUUGUGUGCGAUAACUCUUUCCAAUUAUGGGGUGUUAGAUGUAAAGGGAACUACACUUAAAAAGAAGGUAAAUCCACCCACAAUAAACAAUUCUGUGGAAAAUA